AUGUGUGGCUCAUCGAACUUCCCAUUGACAUACGAAACACCACCAGAUCCAGUGUCUUGCUUCGCCGCCGUGGAUGCAUGCAUUAAACAGCUUGGAAGGAUCGACAUCCUGUUCCACAAUGGUGCCAUGCUGAGUCCGAUAGUUCCAGUGGUCGACCACGACAUUGACGUUUUCAACAAAGUCAUCAUGACCAAUCUUUGUGGUGCAUUCUACCUGGCCAAGGCCGUGAUUCCCCACAUGAAAUCGGCUGGAAAGGGCGUGAUCGUAAAUACCGCAAGUGUUUCGGGGAUUGGAGGAGAUUAUGGUCUCUCUUCCUACAAUGCUGCCAAAGGGGGAUUGAUCAAUCUUACCAGGACGAUUGCCAUGGACCAUGCAAGAGACGGAAUUCGUGCAGUGACCGUCUGUCCUGGGUUCAUGGAUACUCCCAUGACUGAAGGAGUACUGCAAAACGAGAGGCUGAGGCAAGAAUUAUUCGAGAGCAUACCGAUGAAUCGCGGAGGGCAUCCAAUGGAGGUGGCUCAGUUGGUUCUGUUCCUUGCUUCCCACGAAGCAUCUUAUAUCACUGGACAUCCUUUUGUUGUAGAUGGAGGAUGGAUUGCUCGCAACCCCAGCCCAAACUGGUACAAGUACAUCGGAGGCACUCAGGAAUGA
Molecule: messenger RNA, 651 nt
Organism: Cladophialophora yegresii CBS 114405
Lineage: Eukaryota; Fungi; Ascomycota; Eurotiomycetes; Chaetothyriales; Herpotrichiellaceae
Exons: 2
Coding region: 1-651 (216 amino acids)
Molecular function (GO): oxidoreductase activity
Source: RefSeq, a predicted model, not a curated record